Molecule: messenger RNA, 5631 nt
Organism: Malaclemys terrapin pileata
Lineage: Eukaryota; Metazoa; Chordata; Testudines; Emydidae
Product: zinc finger protein 135-like
Exons: 3
Coding region: 906-2354 (482 amino acids)
Biological process (GO): regulation of transcription by RNA polymerase II
Molecular function (GO): DNA-binding transcription factor activity; RNA polymerase II cis-regulatory region sequence-specific DNA binding
Source: RefSeq, a predicted model, not a curated record
GAACCUAAGACGGUAACUCAUCUGUGUGUGUAAGUUUCCUGCUUUAACUUUGUGAAUAACUCUCUUGUUUCCUUUUUUAAGUUAAUACAUCUUUAGUUAAUUACAGGAUUGGCCACAAGUGGUGUCUUUGGGGGAAGAUCUAAGGUGCAAUUGACCUGAGGUAAGUGACUGGUCCUUUGGGACUGCGAGUAACCUGAACAUUGUGUCAAGUAUCAGGGAGUAGCCAUGUUAGUCUGUGUCCACAAUUUACCCACGAAAGCUUAUGCCCAAAUACAUCUGUUAGUCUUUAAGGUGCCACCGGACUCCUUGUUUUUUUCUGAAUAUUGUUGUAAUUUUUGGUGUCAGGGACCAUCUCUCACAAAAGCAGGUUCGCCGGGUGGCAAGCUAGACCGAGUGCCCCUGGCAACUGCCAGUGACUCCAGUUAAAGUAGUUAUUCUAGCGCUGGAGGAGUUCACAUUUGAUACUAGGUUGGUGAAAUCUAUGUUAGAGAACACACAACCGGUUUGGGGUUUGUGCCCUGGUUUGCAUCACUCGGCCCUGAGGCUGGCACCCACGUUGAUGAGCCACUCCAAGCAGCUUGACAUCCUGUGUGAUCUGUGUGGACCCAGCCGCUCACUCCCGCAGGCAGCCAGAGGCUCGAGAGGGAGAGAAAUCCGCUCCCUUGACGUCUGGGGAGGGAUGGGUUAAACCCACCGAGUUCCUCACCCCAGAUCAGAGCAGGAGAAGCUGGCUCGGGUUGGGGACGUAAUAACUAGAGGGACCUUCCUGUGCCAGCCCCGACCGACACUUGGGUCCCCAGCCCGGCUCCCGGCCUGUGUGCGCGCAGGGCCAGUCCCCGGCUGCAGCCCCGGGCCCCGGCAGGGCGGGCUGGAUUUCCACCCCCCAGACCAGCCGUGAGUCCCAGAUGGAGCCAGAGGUAGAGCCGUGCAUGCUGGAUCCCCAGUGCUCCAGUGACAGCUGCGUCCCUACAGACACUUCUGCAGCUGGCAACGAGGCACAGAGCGGGGACAAGGAGGGGAGUCCUGGCCCGGAGGACGGGGCGCUGUCAGGCGGGUCCGAGUGGGAGUUGUCCCCCAGCCCCGACCGGGAAUGGCCGCCGAUGACGCUUCCCACUGCCAACUCAGGGAAACCCUACAACUGUGCUGACUGCGGCAAAGCCUUCACCUGGCCCUCACACCUGGUGCAGCACCGGCGCAUGCACACGGGUGAGCGCCCUUACCGCUGUGCCGACUGCGGCAAAGGCUUCACCGACAGCUCGUCCCUAGUUAAGCACGGCCGGACCCACACAGGAGAGCGCCCCUACACCUGCCCCCAGUGUGGCAAAGGCUUUGUGGACAGCUCGUCACUCACCAAGCAUGCCCGUACCCACACAGGCGAGCGCCCCUACAGUUGCCCCAGCUGUGGACGCGGCUUCGCCGACAGCUCCCGGCUGGCCCAGCACCGACGCACCCAUGCUGGGGAGCGACCUUACUGCUGCCCCGACUGUGGGAGGGCAUUUGGCCGUCGGGCACACCUGAUCGAGCACCGGUACACCCACACUGGCGAGAAACCCCACCGCUGCCACCAGUGUGGCAAAGGGUUCAGCCAGAGCUCCAACCUGACGCAGCACCAGAAGACCCACCUGGCGGAGAAGCCUUUCAUCUGCCCACAGUGCGGGAAGGGGUUCUGUCUGCGCUCCCAGUUGGCCAAGCACCAACGGCUGCACAGCCCUGACAACCCCCAUCGCUGUCCCCAGUGCCACAAGGGCUUUGUGGACCGCUCCCCACUCCUCAAGCACCUGAGGAUCCACACCGGGGAGCGGCCCUUCCGGUGCACUGAGUGUGGGAAGACUUUCAGCAUGAGUUCCCACCUCACACAGCAUCAGCGAGUCCACACUGGUGAGAAACCCCACCACUGCCACCAGUGCGGCAAGGCAUUUGCCCAGAGCUCCAACCUGACGCAGCACCUGCGCACCCAUACUGGGGAGCGCCCAUACAAGUGCCCCAAAUGUGGCCGGGCCUUCAGUGAUAGCUCCAGCUUCUUGAGGCACCAGCGGCUGCACAGUGGGGAGCGGCCCUACCGCUGCCACCACUGCGGCAAGGGCUUCGCUGAUGGCAAAGUGCUGCGCAAGCACCAACUAACCCAUAGCGGUGAGCGGCCCUUUGCCUGUGGGCAGUGUGGCCGCGCCUUUGCCCAGAGCUCCAACCUGGUGCAACACCAGGCCAUCCACACUGGUGAGCGGCCCCACCGCUGCCACCAAUGCGGCAAAGGGUUCUGCUUUCCCUCACAGCUGGCGCAGCACCGGAAGCUCCAUGCCACUAUUAUUGUGGUGGACGAUGGCGAUAACGAACUCCCCUCCCCACCUGCCAACUAAGCCCCUCCAGUCCCCGGCUGCCCUGGGUGGGGAUUGAACCCAGGACUCCUCUGUUGCUUGAGUUACCGGGCCAAGAGGGUGAUACAGACUUGUAAUCCUUUAUCCAGCCACUAGAGAGGGACAGGGAGCAGGUUUAGUGCUACAGCUGAUCAAGGAACAGAAAGAAAAACAGUUUCACUAAGUCAAUUUGGUUCUGGAACAAGACACUUUUUUUCUUGUAAUCGAAAUUGUUUGUGAUAUCCCCCCCCCCCCCAAGUCAUGUGACUAUUGGAAAAUCUCAGCUUUUUAAAAAAGUCAUUUUCUGAUCCUCAUGGUUGGGGAGAAAAGCUGGGAAAAUUACUCCAACUGGCUCAGAAUCGUGACUAAACAGACCCUUACAUGUACGAUUUUCAACCUCUCAUGAUGUUUCUAAGCCAUGAUUAUUCUGGGGGCUGGCUCGUGAUUUUUGAAUGCUUAGAGUGGCCAUGCUGCUGGGGUUAAAUUUUGGAGAUAUUUGUGAACCCACUCCAAUCCCAGUGGAGUUGGUGGAAUUUGUUCAUGUGUCUCACAGUUGUGAAGGGUUUAGGAAUCCACCAGAGGCUGAACUUAUAGCCAGGAUUCUAAGGCUCAGGUAUAAUUUAUUGGCUUAAUGCCUGUGGCCAUGUCUCCCUCUAGUGCAGAGCCCUGGCUACUACAACACCCACUGCUCACUCACAGCUGGGGGAGUUACUCCUUUAGCUCAGGGUAGCAUGGCAUCAUGCAUUGGGGUUGGGAUUGGGACUAACGGAUGAGAGCUGGUCAGGAAAUGAUUUGUUUGUCCCCAUGAAAUGUUUUAAUGAAAACAUGGUUGGGAAAAAUGUGUUUCCUUGAAAUUUUUCAUCUAAACUUUUGUGGAAAAUGUUCAGGGUUUUUGUCAACAAACCUAAAGCUGAGAAAAUUUGGGUUCCCAAAACCCAAACAGUUUCCAGGUAUUUUUCAAUGAACGCCACCAACUUUUCCAUGCCAUGGAAAUGUCUAGGGGAAAAAAAAUGUGUUGUCAACAACAACAACAAAAGACCAGGGGGAUGGGACGGGACAGGAUGACAUUUCCCACCUAAAAGUCUUUGGAUGGCCAGCAUUUGAUCAGCUUUGGAAGACAGUCACGUGCCCAAAUUCCUUCAGAUCCUGUAAUAAUCACCUUUGGGGGCUGAGAACCCAUGGGUUUGAUAUACAAGAAUAAACAACACAUCACAAUGGAAUUGGCUCCUUGGUUUUCAAGCCUUUUUGGAAGUGUCACACUAUUGCUCCUAUUUGAUUGAAACCUCCCUGGUUUUAUAUAUGUAAUAUAAGUAACAUUUUCCUCCAUUCUUUUCCCAAAACUUGUGGGUGUUUAUUUUUUUUAGAAAACCAACACUUAAAAAUAGUACUUAGGGAAGAUUAGAAAUAACAACCUACACUUUUUGUUUUAUUUGUUACAACACAAAACAAAAAAUAAAAACCAAGGAAAGGUUUUUCUUCACCAGGCAAAAAACUUUGUUAACUACAGGAUUCUAACAACAGUAUCACAAAUUAAGGGAUAGCCAUUAAUAACCUUAACUCCGCCCUUCAGGAAGUAUUUUGUUAAAGACUGGGCUACUGUUGUUAGGACUCCUCCACUUGGAUUUGGAUGUUAGGAGUUAGACUUCCCAGCUGGGAUUUUUCAAAGGAGUUGAAGAGAAUUUGGUUUCUAAAUUCAAUGGGAUUAAAUUAAUUAGAGUGAAUUGACAUUUUGUAAGCAAAACCUAUUCCUGGCAAAAAAGGAAGUUUAGUGAAAAGUGGAGUUUUUCUCAUGAAAACAUUUUCAACAAAACAUUUUGACUGGUGAUUACAAAAUGCACAUUUCGGCUUAAUUUCCAAUUGGAUUUUUUUGCUUUGCUCUCCUCGCAUCAAACACACUUUCUGUCUCACUUCUACUUUCACCCAUCAUUUGCAGUGAGGAAAAAAAGGGGAGAAAAUAACCCCAAAAUCCCCAAAUUGAAAACUUUUUUUUAAAAUCCAGAUUGAAAUUGUGAUUUGAAAAUAAAAUGUUUCUUUCUUUCUUUCUCAAAAAUAUUGUAACCAGUUCUAGAUCAGAUUUCCUGAGGGGAUUUCAAGAUCUUUUGUAUGCUGGAAAUCUGCCCUGAUUCAAGACAUCAGCUGCACCAAUAGAAGUAGUGAUUUCCAUAGUCUUCUCUAGGGGGUUACAUUGGGACAGGUACAUGACAAGCAGCUGCAAUCAGCAGAAAUCCCAAUUUAGACAAUGUUUGGGUUAAACUCUUCUUUCCUGAAUCCUCCGUAUUUAUUAGGCGCCACUUUAGAGACACCUGUGAACCUCUUCUCAGAUGUAUCCAGCACCUGGCUGCUUCUUGUGAAGUGUUGAUAGAAGCCGUAAUUGCUAUGAUCCUUUCAGGAUUGGACCUCUGUGGCCUAAAAGGUGACCUAGUUUGGGACAUCUUUAAAAGGGCCUGAUUCUGAAUAAAGCGUUGAGCACUUUUCCUCCCAAAAUCAGGACCCCUUUAAGGUAUUGAGCUGGGAUGCGCACAGCCUUAAAAUCUCUAGUCACUUCUGAAAAUCUUGGCAGAAGGGAUUAAGUCCAAACUCCCAAAUAUCAUAGAAUACCAGGGUUGGAAAGGACCUCAGGAGGUCAUCUAGUCCAACCCCCUGCUCAAAGCAAGACCAAUCCCCAGACAGAUUUUUGCCCCACAUCCCUAAAUAGCCCCCUCAAGGAUUGAAUUCACAACCCUGGGUUUAGUAGGCCAAUGCUCAAACCACUGAGCUAUCCCUCCUCCCUAUCGGGGGUAUUUGUUCACUUUUAGCUACAGGAUUCUAACAACACCAUCAGAAAUGGAGGGAUGUGCACUCAUGACCUUAACUCUGCCCUGGAGGAUGAAUUUUGCUUUUAACUCAAGGACUCUACAAUGAUGCAGCAAAUUAAGGGAUAUUUGUGAUUAACCUUACCUGUGCCCAUCAUGUGUUAUAUUUAUCUGUGGGUUUAGCAACAACUGCUAGCAUCUGAUGUAGGGUUGCCAAUGUUCCCGGAUUGUCCUGGAGUCUCCAAGAAUUAAAGAUUCAUCUUUAAUUAAUGAUUAUGUCAUGUGAUGAUACCUCCAGGAAUAUGUUCAACCAAAAUUGGCAACCUUAAUCUCAUGAGGAGGUGAGACUUGGACAUUACCACGCUGCAUUUGGAGACCUUACUGUGUUCUACUUGCCAAACCCUCUUCCAAACUUUUUUUCCUUUGUAACAUCUUUUUCAGUCCCUCCUUCAUUUGCACCUGGCCAUAAAUCCUCUCUGUUUCAGUUA